AUGUCAAAACUUUCACAGUUUGAAAGUGGAUGUUCACGUAGUAGAGAAUUACAAUCAAAACAUAGGCGUGAUGAAAUAUCUCAGAGGAAAAGAGGUGAAGAUGGAAAGCUCGCAUCUUAUCAGCAGAAACGGUGUCAAGUUCGAUCCCAUGAUGAUGGUGUAGCUUCCGAUUCAGAUGCAGAUGAGGUUGAGUCUUCCUGGAAACCUAUUGAGCAUAAGAUUAAUCCAUAUGCACCUGGUAUGAGGGCUGAACGAUUGGCCAAGGAUGAUCUCCGAGCCGAAUGUGAAGAAGAUGAAUAUUUAGACGCAAUGUAUGAUGAUCCUGAAGACCAAUUGGAAGAAGUUCUCGGUAAAGAUUCUGACAAUGACUCUAAGGAAGAGCUUGAAGAAGAUUCCAUGGAGAAUGAUGAUUGUGAAGACGAUGAUGAAUCUAAUGAAUCUGAUGAUUAA
Molecule: messenger RNA, 450 nt
Organism: Papaver somniferum (opium poppy)
Lineage: Eukaryota; Viridiplantae; Streptophyta; Magnoliopsida; Ranunculales; Papaveraceae
Product: nucleolar transcription factor 1-B-like
Exons: 2
Coding region: 1-450 (149 amino acids)
Source: RefSeq, a predicted model, not a curated record